Messenger RNA from Gasterosteus aculeatus aculeatus (three-spined stickleback), 7268 nucleotides. The record is from RefSeq and is a predicted model, not a curated record. NCBI's taxonomy places the organism in Eukaryota, Metazoa, Chordata, Actinopteri, Perciformes, Gasterosteidae.
ACACUCUCUUUAUUUACUGAGUACAGCCUUUUGGAUUUAGUGGGUUCUUAUGUAUUCUGCAAUUUGGACUCAUUUCUGUAUUUCUUUUCCAUUGAGUAGAGGUCUGAAAACCUUAAAACCUCUUUAUAGUGUUUGCUCUGAUAAUGCGGCAUGUGAUGCAUGUGUGCACAUGAUUCCAUUAAGGAGCAAAGGAGCUCUAGCAUCGCUCAUGAAAGAGGAUUUCAAUGUCUGUGAUCCAGGCAAGUCCAGGGAAUAUAAGCAGAGACUCCUGCUGUGACCUACAAAAAAUACACAGAUUUUAAUUUUUAAUACUCGAAAGUAAAAAAUUUACUUUUUAAUGAGAUAGUUUGGUAUACGUGCAUUUUAGUAAAUUACAGAAACCAUACUAAAACCUGUUCCAUAUGCUAUUAUACAUGCUUGUAGAUAUUGUAAAACUGCUGUGGCCGAUAUGGGAAUAGAUUAGAUGUGGUUAAGGACAUGCUUCUGUCGGCAAGUGUCUGCAUACACCAGCGUGCAUCUAUAUGUAUCACCAUUCAUUGCAUGCUCUGCGUAACCUAUAUUGAAUGCAAUUUCCCACCGUAUCUACGGAAGGAUAUCUGUCUACCUCAACACUGUGCAUACUUGUCUGUGUAUCAUCUGUGACCAAAGCCCAAAGCGCAACUGACAGACAAAUGUAUGAGUGCCACACUAUGCUGUCCAAACACAAUCUGAUGGAUCAUAAUGUUUUGCAGUCAAAUACAGAUGGUUGCUGUGUUUAUCACACGCCACAGAGACCAGCUGUGUCUGCUAAUAUUCUAGCUGAUGAAUGAAUUGUUAUAGCAAUUAUGAUAAUUGAUGGAAUAUGUGUUUGUCUAAUAAGCAAGUAUUAAACAUGGUGUUGUUGAUCCAUCCUAAUUAGUGGAAGUCAAACACUUUUUUAAAAUACGUUUUUUGGUUAAUUAUAGGGUGUUAUUUAUGCAGUUAUCAAUGUAUCUGCAGUGUGACUCAUGUCAAAUCAUUUAUAUGUCUAUAGCUCAUCUCCAGAAGUUGUGAACUUCUUUCUCCUAAUGGGUGCUCUGUUUCUCCUGCCUCUGUUCUGUUAGUGUCUCCCCUCGGGACACUGGGGGAAACGCUGUCCUGCCUGCUCCACGUGUCAUAGCACAUCAAUUGGAGGGUAGAAAGUGCUUUAAGUCGAUACGGACUGGCAGAGAACUCAGUGGGAUAGCGGUUGAAGUGGAUAUAUCCUGUUAGAUGAGCAUCUGUGUUACUUCAUUAAAGUGGUCACAUUGUUGCUGCUAUUUAUAACCAGCAUGGUGCACUGUGUACAAAUAAUUAUCAUGGAUAAUUACAUUUUACUGGAUUGCUAGUCUUAUCAAUAAAUAGGUAUUACAGGGACACUGCACAAACACACACGGAUGCAUGGACUGUGUUUACAUUGACACAUUGCUUUUAAUUUCCUGAGUGACAAAGCCAAGCAGGACUUGCUUAUUAAUCACGGAAUCUUAUUUUUCAAUAAUGGAUGUUAGGGAAAAAACACACAGGACCCAGAGUAUGUUGCUAUGAUGGAUUAAGACAGAGAGUUUAAUACAGACUCAUUGCCGGGUCUCUUGAGAAUGUCAGUUCUGCUGCUGCCUGAAAGAAAACUGAGAUGACUGUUGGAUAAAUAGACAAAAUAAGCCUUUAAGUGUUCUGACGGACGUAUGGUCUAAAAUAAGGAACUCUAUUAAAAUAGCUUAGUGAAAUCACUCCGCCGUGUGUCAGUGGUCAGCGUGUUCAGCUGUUGACAUCUCUCUCCUGCACUCGCUCUCGCUCUGUCACACGUUUCUGUUUGCCUCUCCUCUUCCCUUCUUAACAUCUUCCUGAUGCCUUUUUCUCCCCUUCUGAGCUCUGUCCAUAGCUCCACUCCCUGGAUAGAUUGUGUUUUUGCUUUGAGUUGUACAACCUCUUGUUCCCUUCUCCUCCAGGGACGCUGCAUGAGGAUCAUGAUGCUGCGGCCUCUUACAGAGGUGACUCCCACUUGUACCUCAACGUCCGACCUGCACGGCUCCACUAAAUCCACACAACAGAAUAAGAGAGGCUCCAUACCAAGGAGUAAAAGUAUGGAAAAAGCGAUGGAGGAUGUGAUGGAGCGUCACUAUGAUUUUGAUCUCACCUACAUCACGGAGCGAAUCAUCUCCGUCUUCUUCCUGCCCGACCUGGAAGAGCAGCACUACCGCAGAAACCUGCAGGAAGUGGCCUCAAUGCUGAAAUCCAAGCACCAGGACACAUUCUUGCUACUGAAUUUAUCGGAGAAGAGACAUGACAUCACCCGACUUAACCCAAAGGUGCAGGACUACGGCUGGCCUGAUGUUCAUGCCCCACCCCUCGACAGGAUUUGUGCUGUUUGUAAAGCCAUGGAGACCUGGCUGACGUCUGACCCCAACAAUGUGGUGGUCCUCCACUGCAAGGGAAAUAAAGGAAAGACGGGGGUCAUUGUGGCAGCCUACAUGCACUACAGCAAGAUAUCAGCUGGAGCGGACCAGGCUCUCACCACUCUAGCAAUGAGAAAGUUCUGUGAAGACAAAGUCUCCUCUUCCCUACAGCCCUCUCAGAACAGGUACAUCUAUUACUUUGGCGGGCUGCUAUCAGGCACCAUCAAAAUGAACAGCAGUGCCCUGUUCCUCCACCAGGUCCUCAUUCCAUCACUACCAAACUUCCAGGCAGGGGGAGGUUUCUAUCCAUUCCUGAAAAUCUAUCAGUCCUUGCAGCUCGUCUAUACAUCAGGGGUCUAUGAUCCUCAGAGCUCCAGGGCAAGGAAGCUGUGUGUUACUGUGGAGCCAGCGCUUUUAUUAAAGGGGGACAUUAUGGUGAAGUGCUACCAUCGUCGGAGUCAAGCAGCAGAGAGGGAGGUGGUGUUCAGAGUUCAGUUUCAUACCUGUACUGUCCACGGAGCCCAGCUGUGGUUUGGCAAAACUGAACUGGACCUCGCCUGCACAGAUGACAGGUUCCCUCCAGAUGCUACAGUUGAGUUUAUCUUCUCCAAUGGGCCGGAUAAAAUUAAAGGUCGAGAAUACCGCGAGAAUGAUGCCUCCAUCAAAGUGGAUUACAACAUCUCAGAGCCUGUGAUCAGAUGGGAUUCCUAUGAGAAUUUCAACCUGCACCACCAAGACAGCAUUGAAACAGAUAUCUCUCAUACAAGAGGCCCUCUGGACGGCAGCCUGUAUGCCCAGGUGAGGAAGCGUCGUGGGCCGGGCUCCACUGCCUCAGCAGCAUCACCCAACGGGUGCCUUACCAGCAGCCCAACAGUCAAGCCUCAGACCCCAAGCCACUUCUCAGUCCCCUCUGAUCACCUUGAACAACCCUCUCUGACAAUAAUGCGGCCAGAUGGAGAAAACACUGACCGUCCAUCAAGGAGCGGGGAUGGGAGAGAUGGAGCAAAGGAGAAAAAAAGAGGCAAAGAGAAAGAUAGAGAGACAGAGAUUUUAGAUGACGGAGACCCGCCAAUCCUAGGAGGUUUGAGGCAAGAACACUCGUGCUGUGGUCAAGCGGGUGCAAAGUUUGGCAAUGGCGGACGGGGGAGGGAACAAGAACCCUGCCUUUCUGACGCUCAUUGUCUUGGCCGUUGCAAUGUCACUAAAAAGAAUCCAAAAAGCCAAACUCUGCCAGCCUUGCCAACCAAAUCGGUGUCCCCGCCUCCUCCAUCAACUCAUAUGGAGAUCUGUCAUCGACAUAGCGUCCAUCCUUUACAACAGUUACCAUGGGAACGUCCAGCCCCACUGCCUCCCCUGCCCUGUCUCCUCAGGCCUUGCUUUCCUUAUUCCACCCCUGAUCACACCCACCACAACAGCCACACCCUCCCAGCGUUAAACAGACUCUGCACUGGGGAAGAGUGUCACCUCCUCCGUUAUUCCAACCACAAUCCAGCCUCUCAUCUCUCCCAUCAAUCACUUCCCUCCAGCCCUUACAGGGAAAUGUUCUUCAGCUCUCAAACACAGUCCUCUGGCUGCCCCUGUCGAGACUGCACUGGCAGGCGAGAGCACCAAUCAGCCUCAGUACGAGCGUUCCAUCCAUUGCACCCGGACGAAACAGAAAACCCACAAUGGUCCCAAGGAGUUGGGAUGCAACGAACAAGAGAGGCGCCUACGCUUUGGGAAAGUGAAAAUCCAUGGGAGGGCGUGAGAGAGGCAGAGUUUUGGCAGUGCAAAUCCGCCGAGCCUGCAUUUCACGUGUGCCAUUCCACUUUGAAUCAGAGUCCAAAUAUGGAGCCUAGAUAUGCCAUCGGACCUCAUCAAGGCUACCCUUGCCCCCAGUUGCUGAUGGAUGUGCGGGAUGGAGCCAGCAGUGGGUACCACACCCCUCCACAGCCCCGUCACUCCUGUCCCUGCUCUCCCUAUCAGUCAUCCCCAGCCGCGAGCCAUGAGAGCCGGGGUUACGCCUCUGGUUACCACUCUGGAUCAACCUCCCCUCUGCCCGCUAGUAGCCCUUCUCCUGUAAGAGGCAGGCUGCCUGACACUCCCUGUGAAUCUGGAGACCAGCAGCACUCUGAGCAUCACAAAGCGGAACAGGCCAAGGCUGAUGUGGAGGAUGAUAUGUCCCAGGGUUCAGAAGGUAGGUCGGACUCCAAUGGACAGUCAAGCACCCCUGGACAGGACUCUGAUCAUGACUACACAAUCAUUGGGAGCAGCAGCCCCACACACACAGAAGACAGUGUAACAGCUAAUAGCCCUCUUCAAAACCAAGAACCCUCUAGAUAUAUGGAGUCCAGCGCAAAUAGCGACCGAGCCAUCACACCAAUACCAAGGGAGACACAAACCCAAAGUUCCAACGUGUCCAUAAACUCCACACAACCAUCAAGUGAGCAUAGUUUGAGCUCUGAUUGUAAACUUGGAGAAGCCAAGCUCCCAGGAAGUGCAGAGCGAUCUCAACAAUCACGGACUUCAAGCUAUACCACUGUCACCAUCCCCCCAGUCCAGGUGCAACUGAAUGGCUCUGCCCUUCCUAGCGAUACCCUGUCUGACAGCAGCAGAGGUACAUCCAUGAAACCCUCUGUUUGUCUAAGUUCUAGCCCUUCCACCACUUCCCCAAAUUCUCCCAUUGGCUCCCUGGACCUUCAGUCUUCUCUCCAAUGCUCCACAUCAGCCACAGACGGUGCAGGAGAAAGUUUGACUCUGGAAAGAGACUGUUCAAAUGACACAAAACCACCGUCACCUGUUCCUGACGGAUAUCAAACACCAACCUUCCCCUUGGCUUCCAAUUACUACCCUUUACUAAACGUCCCUCAUGUACCAUACACUGGGUACACAGCAAUCACCAUUCCCGCUGUCCAGCCCCCGCUACCAGAGAAGAAACGGCUUUCCUCCACGCCAGGAUACCUAAACGGACACCACUCUCUUCUACGGGUCUCCUCGGCUCCUUCCCCCACGCACCACGUUUCUUUCUGUCCCUCUGCCGGAGAGCAGAGACGGGGAUCUUCACACCACAACUGUAGAGAGGAGGCAGACAUCAGGGUCAAUGCUAAGUUUGUCCAGGACAGCUCAAAGUACUGGUACAGACCCGGCAUUUCCAGAGACCAAGCCAUAGCUGUUUUGAAGGACAAAGGACCAGGAACUUUCCUCAUAAGAGACAGUAACUCCUUCCAGGGCGCCUACGGUCUGGCCCUUAAGGUGGCCACACCUCCUCCUAACGCCAACAUCACCGUCAGCAAAGGGGACCCUCUGGAGCAGCUGGUAAGACACUUCCUCAUCGAGACUGGGCCACGGGGAGUGAAGAUCAAGGGCUGUCAGAAUGAGUCCUACUUUGGAAGUUUAUCUGCCCUGGUGUAUCAGCAUUCAAUUACUCCCAUAUCUCUGCCAUGCGCCCUUCGCGUCCCAGAAAAAGAAUAUAUUUCAGAUCUCGUUGGGGAGCUUCAGGAGAUGCAGAGUGCAACAAACACCAGCACGGCGGCUGACCUCCUCAAACAAGGAGCAGCAUGCAAUGUGCUCUACCUAAACUCCCUGGAAACCGAGUCGUUAACAGGACCUGAGGCGAUCUUAAAGGCAACCAAGUGUACAUUGGCCCUGAUUCCACGUCCAGCGGCCACGGUGGUCCACUUCAAAGUGUCCUCUCAGGGCAUCACUCUAACCGACAGCAAAAGAAGGCUAUUUUUUAGGAGACAUUAUCCAAUCAACAGUGUGACAUUCAGCAGUCUCAACCCACAAGACCAAAGGUGGACUAAUUCUGAUAGCACGUCAAGCAAGAUGUUUGGCUUUGUGGCGAGGCGGACUGGGAGCUCUACAGAGAACGUGUGUCACCUGUUUGCAGAAAUGGACCCGGAGCAGCCAGCCGUUGCCAUCGUCAACUUUAUCAACAAAGUCAUGCUGGGUCCACAGCUACGCAGAUGAGAGUGCAGAGGAACGUGCAAAUCUGGACAAUUGAGGAUCUAAGCGAAAUGUAAACAUGAUUUUUUUGAUGAGGUGUGUGUGACUACGUUGGUUCUUACAUUGAUGCAGAUGGCAGCAUUGCACUUGGCUGUUUUCAUAACACCGAUCAUGGCUCUGUGGAGAGUCAGUUUACAGAGGAGUUCAAGAAAAAUAGUUUAAUAAGUCAAAGAUUGACUUUAUAUCAUUUGCCAAAUAAGAUUUAAAUAAGUUGUGGUUUGGAGUGUUUUUUUGCUGUUGAUUAAGUUGAUCCAAUUAUCCAAGAAAUGAAAUGUUAAGAGACAUGUAUGUAUUUUUGUUAUCUGAAAAGUACCUUUGGGUACAUUUUAAACUCUGUGGUUCAUAUACGUUUUAUUCAACAACAUAAUUAACAUUUUGUUCACCACACAACUACACUAUUAAAACUGUAUAACCACAGAUAUAGUAGCAUAUUAUGCUAAAGAUACCUACAAUAUACAAAACAAACGGAUUGAUAAUUUAACAAAUUAUUUUGGAGCAACCAACUACUACAUGCGAUUUAGAAAUUGUGGACAUGAUCUAAAUUAUUAGAACUAAAGCUACAAAUCUCCAUAUCACAUGUAUGUUUAUGAUCUGUUUAGGUCCAUAUUUAACCAAUUAAUAUCUAUGGCAUGAAGUUAUAUUUUAAGCCAAAGACUUCACUAUUGUGUGAAAAUAUUUUGAAUGUUUUAAUCUUUUUUUAAAAAUACAUGUUUUUGUUGAUACUUUUUUGUUUUCUAUGGAGCUAAUACAUUAUUUCGAUUACUUUAGCCCAAUCACAGAAAAGUAUAUAUAUAUAUAUAUUGUAUGCCUCUGAGAAUGGUUGGUAGGAUAUUCCACAUGAAAUGCAAGUAAUACAAUCAAAUAAAAUCAAAUACAAAUGUAUGUUUCACCAUU